Molecule: messenger RNA, 1443 nt
Organism: Fraxinus pennsylvanica
Lineage: Eukaryota; Viridiplantae; Streptophyta; Magnoliopsida; Lamiales; Oleaceae
Source: the annotation of a GenBank genome assembly
AUGGUUCGAGCAAUGGAGGAAGAUGAUCAACCAAUGGAACAGCAAAAAUCUGGGUGGGCAUUUACGCGGUCAGAAGAUCUUAAAUCUUCGAUGGGCAGCGAUGGAAUGAAAGAGAGAGAACAUUCAGAUAUGGAGCAAAUGAAGGAAAAAUUCUCAAAAUUGCUUCUUGGGGAGGAUAUGUCCGGUGGGGGAAAGGGAGUUUCAUCGGCUUUAGCACUAUCGAAUGCUAUCACAAAUUUAGCAGCCUCUGCAUUUGGAGAACAAAAGAGAUUAGAACCCAUGGCACCAGAGACCAAAGCAAGAUGGAGAAAAGAGAUCGACUGGCUCCUAUCUGUCACAGAUCACAUUGUUGAAUUCGUGCCUUCAAAACAAAGGUCGAAAGAUGGAACACAAAUGGAGAUUAUGGUGACAAAGCAACGAACAGAUCUCCAAAUGAACAUCCCUGCCCUACGGAAGCUCGACGCUGUGCUCCUUGAUUGCCUCGAUAACUUUAAAGACCAAAACGAGUUCUACUAUGUAAAGAAUGCCGACGGAAGCACAGACGACAAAUGGUGGAUUCCUACUCCUAAAGUUCCUCCAAACGGCUUAAGCGAGACAACAAGAAAGUGGCUACAGUCUCAAAAGGAUUCUGUAAACCAAGUACUCAAAGCAUCUAUGGCUAUAAACGCUCAGGUCUUGACAGAAAUGGAGAUUCCCGAAAGUUACGUAGAUACUCUCCCCAAGAAUGGGAGAUCAAGCCUUGGAGACUCGAUCUACAAGAGCAUCACGGAUGAAUACUUUGAUCCAGACAUUUUACUUUCGACUCUAGACUUGUCAUCGGAGCAUAAAAUCCUUGAAUUCAAAAAUAAGAUUGAGGCAUCAGUGAUAAUCUGGAAAAGGAAAAUGAAUGCUAAAGAUAGCAAGUCUUCUUGGAGUUCAGCCGUGAGUUUGGAGAAGAGAGAACUUUUUGAAGACAGAGCAGAGACUAUUUUGCUCAUUCUUAAGCACCGGUUUCCCGGAAUUCCACAAUCUUCUCUAGACAUCAGUAAAAUCCAAUGCAACAGAGAUGUGGGACAGGCUAUUCUUGAAAGCUAUUCAAGAAUAAUUGAAAGCCUAGCAUUCACAGUGUUGUCGAGAAUAGAAGAUGUCUUACAAGCCGACUCUUUUGUACAGAAUCCAUCAAAUGGAGAACAAAAGAGGUACCCCUUAAAAGACCCUUCACCUAUUACCGUGAACUUUCCUAACGACGAAUUAGAGAAAACAAAAUCAGAUGAAACGUCGACUUCAAUGACACUGCUAGAUUUCAUGGGAUGGAAUUUAGAUCAAGGAGGUACUGAUGCUAACAAAGAUGUUGAUUCCAAGGUCCUCUCUAAACCGCCCAACAUUGUGACGAGCAAGAAAUUUUCCUACAUGGAGAGGCUAGAGAGUCUAGGGGGUGCAAGAAGUCCAACAGCACGCCAUUAA